Messenger RNA from Blastomyces dermatitidis ER-3, 824 nucleotides. RefSeq lists its product as uncharacterized. The transcript has 2 exons. The coding region runs from base 436 to 789 and encodes 117 amino acids. Lineage: Eukaryota; Fungi; Ascomycota; Eurotiomycetes; Onygenales; Ajellomycetaceae. The record is from RefSeq and is a predicted model, not a curated record.
CCCCCCGAGGGCUCUUGGAGUCUUGGACCAAGGCGGGAAAUGAGCUGCAGAUCUUGAUCCAUAGUUACUGUCUGUCUGAUCGAAACAGACGCAGAGAGAGCCCAGAGAGGGCAUUAUAUAACCGAGUACAUGAGACGCGGGUGGGGUUGCUGUUACAGACCAACUAACGUUGUCCCUCUUCCCUUUAUAUUAAGGAGCCAAAGGGGGGUCAACACGAGGUUUGAUUUUUCUCCUUAUUUUUUUAUUGUGUAUGGAAUGGUUAUUAGGGGGCAUCUUUUAUAUCCGCCUGGUUUCCAUGUCCAGACUUCAUUUCAGUGCCUGUGAGCCCGUGAGCUGUCAGGAAUGUCUGGGAUAAUUAAUACUGGUAAAUUCCUCGUCCCUUGAACUGUCAAUUAUAUUAUCGCUCUAGGGGGUUUGGACAGCGAGUAUGCAAGGAUGCAUGUGCUACUGAUCUCAUCCCCGCAAAACCAGAUCCAUCGCGGUAUGUUGAAGAAGAAGAUGAAGAAGAAGAAAAGAGAUUUAAAGAAUCCUCAGGACAAGAUGCCAUCGCAUCCAACCCAAGCGACAAAGAGAUCAUUAUUGCACGCCGACUUGCUCCCUUUAGCCACCAUUGCAUUGCCCACCAACCAACACCAACCAACACCGCCCAGCUGCAGUCUGCCGUCCGUCUGCUCGGUGUCUAAAUAUAGCACUCAUCUGGCCAGCCACGAUCCACCGGCUGAUUGGACUGGACUGGGUUGGUUAGUUACUUCCUUACAGCGUACUAGUGGGCAGCGGUGUAUGCCGUAGUUGUCGACUAAUAAUAAUAAUAAUAAUAAUAAUAA